GUUAAAGCACAUAGAAGUAGAACCAUCUCAAACAUUCCUUUUUCUCAAAAGCUACUAAUUUUUCUUUUUUCACCAAAAAAUUAAAUAAAUCCUCCUCCUUCUCCAUCAAUGGACACUUCUCAAUGGCCACAGGAGAUGGUGGUGAAAUCCAUGGAAGAGAUAAUAGUACCAAAAAAUACAAAUUAUACAAGGAAAAUUAGGCCUCAUCAACAACAACAAAAACAACAAAAUGAUCAAGCUUUGAAGAAUUGUCCAAGGUGCAAUUCAACAAAUACAAAGUUUUGUUAUUACAAUAACUAUAGUCUUUCUCAACCAAGAUUUUUUUGCAAGAAUUGUAGAAGAUAUUGGACUGAUGGUGGAUCUCUUAGGAACAUUCCUAUUGGUGGAGUUUCAAGAAAAUCCAAGAAAUCAUCAUCAAAUAAUAUUAUGAAAAAUAAUCUUAUUUCUCCUAAAAUACAAGAUAUUAAUAAUAAUACUCCUAAUAAUAAAGGGGUUGAUCAAGAUCUCAACUUGGAUUUUUCAUCUGAUUUCAAGAUUAUUUCUGAGUUGAUCCAAGUACCAAAUAAUAAUUCAUUUAUGCCAAUCAUGCCUAGUAUGUCUGAUCCAAAUUCAAUUUACUUAUUCUCUAGUGAUUUGGAUCAUGGGUUAAUUGGAAGUAGUAGUACUAGUGAUGGUGGCUAUGAAUGUAAUAAUAUUAUUCAAGAUUUGCAAGUGUGUACUACUACUACUACUACAAGUACAACAACAAGUGGAGGGAUUUUGUUUCCUUUUGAAGAUCUAAAGCAAGUUUCAAACACAAGUGAGCAAAGUAGAGAUGGAGAAUCAUCAAAUGGAUAUUGGGAUGUAAUUUUAGGAGGAAAAUGAGAUACUGGUACAACAACAUAUCCAAUAUAAUUUCCAAAGGUCCGGAGAAGAUAGGUCUCUAUAUCAAUUGAUUGUUCGAACUCAUUGAUAAUGUUAUUAAUUGUCGUAGCAAUCUUCGUAUGAUAACUUAGAAAUAUAGUCUUAUAAAUUUUCCCAACAUGCUAUAUGUAACAUGUAUUACUACAUAUUUACAUUGAUGCAAUUUAUUUUUUUACUA
This is a messenger RNA of Solanum tuberosum (potato), 1081 nucleotides long. RefSeq names its product dof zinc finger protein DOF4.6-like. The transcript has 2 exons. Bases 109 to 864 code for a protein of 251 amino acids. Gene Ontology annotation, biological process: regulation of DNA-templated transcription. NCBI's taxonomy places the organism in Eukaryota, Viridiplantae, Streptophyta, Magnoliopsida, Solanales, Solanaceae. Gene Ontology annotation, molecular function: DNA binding; DNA-binding transcription factor activity. The record is from RefSeq and is a predicted model, not a curated record.